Messenger RNA from Penicillium argentinense, 1299 nucleotides. RefSeq names its product URC4/urg3 family protein. The transcript is spliced from 4 exons. Lineage: Eukaryota; Fungi; Ascomycota; Eurotiomycetes; Eurotiales; Aspergillaceae. The record is from RefSeq and is a predicted model, not a curated record. The coding region runs from base 1 to 1299 and encodes 432 amino acids.
AUGGCAGACAUUGAGUAUCUCAAGGGACUACGAGCCGUUCGAGAACGUGCUCAUAUCGUGCUCAAGGCAGCCGAAAGAGAUGAGCUGACGCACUUUACCUAUCACGGCGAGAAAAUGCCCGAGGUUGCAGACUAUGUGGCGGGCAUCAUCAAGCGAGACUUCGGUCCUUCCAAUUUCGAUAAGAUCCCUCCUCACGGCCGGUGGCAGCACUUUGACAUCGGUGGCAUCCCACGAGUGGAUCAGCUCAUCAAGGGCUGGCAGGCUGCGCAAUACGAUGAUCUCGAAAUCACUCGGCGUCUCAUCGACCUGUUCUUUGUGGCCGUACUUCUCGACGCGGGAGCGGGCGACGUGUGGACCUUUACCGAGCCGGGGACAGGCAAUGUCUACGGGCGCAGUGAAGGUAUUGCAGUAGCUGCUUUGUACAUGUUCAAAGCGGGUACACUUGCCGGGUCUGGGACAAGUGGUAGGAAUGAGGCCGUUGACGGCCACGGCCUCGCUUCCCUUCAGAUUGAGACGUUCAGGAAACACUUCCAAAUCACGCCGGAUAACGAAAUCAUCAGUGACAGCUCUCGCGUCGAUCUGUUGAACAGUGUGGGGUCGUCCCUUUUGAGUCUGCCCGAUAUUUUCGGCGAAAGUGGGCGACCUGGAAAUCUCGUUGACUACCUGCUAGCCCAGAGAAUCGGAAAGGAAGACCUCGACUACGAGGUCUUGUGGUCUGUGCUACAGCAAGUCCUCCUGCCUGCGUGGCCCAAAAACAGAACACACGUCGCAGGUGUCCCGAUUGGAGAUGCCUGGCCUCUAGAAACACUGAAACGGCAAAGCGAGGGCCAAAAAAGCGAAAACGACACUCUUUCCAUCCAGCCUUUCCACAAGUUGACCCAAUGGCUUGCAUACUCGCUGUCGGUGCCCUUCAUCCGUGUUCUGAAACUCCAGUGGGAAAAGAUCGACCGAGGAACAGGGCUGCCCGAAUACCGAAAUGGUGGCCUGUUCGUGGAUCUGGGUGUCCUCCUACUCAAAGACCAGGUUUUAAAGCAAGGACAGCAGAACUCUCAGCAGGAGACCCCGAGCUUCAAUGCGACCAGCGAUGUGAUCGUGGAAUGGCGCGCAAUGACUGUUGCAUUGCUCGAUAAGCUCCAUGAAAUUAUCUCCGCUCAGUUCACACAGCAAGGAAUUUGUCUGAGCAUGGCCCAGAUGCUGGAAGCCGGGACUUGGAAAGGUGGCCGGGAGUUGGCUGCGAAGUACCGUCCUCAAACCAAGUCCAGCCCUAUCGUGAUUCAAGGGGACGGUACCUUAUUCUAG